Protopolystoma xenopodis is the source of this 255-nucleotide messenger RNA. NCBI's taxonomy places the organism in Eukaryota, Metazoa, Platyhelminthes, Monogenea, Polystomatidea, Polystomatidae. The record is from the annotation of a GenBank genome assembly.
AUGGAGCUAGGAGCCCAUUACGCCGGCCGAAACUUCCCAAAGCGGCGGACUCGUCUGCAUGGAGAAUCUAGAGCAGGUGAACGAGCUCAUUCUGCCGUACGAGCAGAGCUUCUGGGCGGAGAGGAGACCGUCCGUCUCCUGGGCCUGGCCCGACUGUUGACGUUGAAGGGAGAGGAGGAGGAGGAGAAGACCGAGACCAAAUCCGAGGUGGAGGAUCUUCUGCCUCCUCACCAGGACUCGGAGGAGGCCGUGUAC